This is a messenger RNA of Solea solea (common sole), 2901 nucleotides long. Its product is annotated as eukaryotic translation initiation factor 4 gamma 1-like. Bases 94 to 1779 code for a protein of 561 amino acids. The transcript has a single exon. The record is from RefSeq and is a predicted model, not a curated record. Gene Ontology annotation, molecular function: translation initiation factor activity; mRNA binding; protein binding. Lineage: Eukaryota; Metazoa; Chordata; Actinopteri; Pleuronectiformes; Soleidae. Gene Ontology annotation, cellular component: eukaryotic translation initiation factor 4F complex.
UGACCUCAAACACACAUCAGUCAUCCAUUACCAAAUCUUCAUCUAUCAAAUUAUUAUCUAUCAACAACUUUCUGCACAAAUCCAUAAAAAUCCAUGACAAUGGAAAGGAAAUACUACAACAGCGAGUUCCUCUUAAGUCUCCAGUUUGUCCGUGCCAGUAUGAUCAAACCCCAGAACCUCACAAAUAUGACUGAUGUAGUCCUGGACCAGGUGAACAAGACUCCACUGCCACCUGCUGAUGAAGCAUCAUUUAAUCCUGAUUUUACUUCCUCAUAUUUAAAUUCUGGGAGCAGCUCAGUGGGACCGGAUGAGAGCGAGGAACCUGGGAAAACCAUGAGCAUCAUGUCUGAAAAUAAUAACAUCAAAUUCCACAAGGCUGAGAGUGCAUGGAGGCCAGCGGUGAAGAAGUCCACUCACAAAGAAGAUGAUCAUGAAAAGGCCAAGACUCAGGAGCUGUUCAGGUGUGUGCGCUGUAUCCUCAACAAGUUGACCCCUCAGAAGUUCCAGAAGCUGAUUGAAAAGAUGAGAGAGCUGAUGAUUGACACAGAGGAGAGGUUGAAGGGAGCCAUUGACCUCAUCUUUGAAAAAGCAAUCUCAGAACCUCACUUCUCUGUGACCUACGCCAAAAUGUGCCACUGCCUUAUGGAACUGAAAGUCCCCUCUUCUAGGACACCAGGGGUUAAUGCAGACUUCCAUAAACUGUUGAUUAACCACUGUCAGAAAGAGUUUGAGAUGGACAAACGUGAUGAUGAGAUCUUGAAAAAGAAGCAAAGGGUGUUGGAAGCUUGCAAAAAUGAAGACAAGCGUCAGCACUUGAAGGAGGAGCUGGAAGAGGCCAGAAACAAGGCUCGCCGCCGCUCACUGGGAAAUGUGAAGUUUAUAGGCGAGCUCUUCAGAUUGAAGAUGCUGAAAGAGCCCAUCAUGCACGAGUGUGUAAAGAUACUACUAAAGAAACACGAUGAAGAGUCUCUGGAGUGUCUGUGUAAGCUGCUCUCCACCAUCGGGAAAGAUCUGGACCAUUUAAAGGCCAAGUCUCACAUAGAUAAGUAUUUUAACCAGAUUGGCAAGAUCAUCAAAGAAAGGAAGACCUCAUCCAGAAUCCGCUUCAAGCUGCUUGAUCUCAUGGACCUCAGGAAGAGUAACUGGGUGCCUCGAAGAGGAGACCAGGGUCCUAAAACAAUUGACCAAAUCCACCAGGAGGCAGAGAUGGAGGAGCACAGGGAGCAGAUCAAAGUCCAGCAGCAGCUCAUAUUCAAGAAAGAGGAAGGUGGAGGCAGAAUUUGUCGAGACAUGUGGUUCCGAGGCCCUCGCAGAGCAGGAAAUGACCGAGCCACACAGUCACGAGAUGGUAGACGGAACAUCAUGGACAAACCCAACAACACCUAUGUCAUGAAGAUCACAAACCUCGGAGCUCUGGACUUUAACAAUCCGCAGUUGGUUCAAAGAGGCAAACACAUGCAGGAAGUUUGGACCAAAGGCUGCAGUGGAGGAACUGGAACUAAACCAGGAAGUAAAGAUCAUUCCUCUGUAAGGCAGCGGUCUGAUUCCAUGUCUUCAACAGACUCAAGUGGUGAAUGGGGUGGAAACAGGGAUAAAAGCAACCACAAAAGGGAGCCAUUCAACCAAUCUCAUCACAGUGAAGGACAGGAAGACCAUGACGACAGAGAGUCACAGAAGCAAGGAGGGAGGAACCAUGUCUCACCUGAGCCUGGACACCAUGUUGUUCCCCAGCAACAGAGACAGAGGAGGCGGAGACGGAGAAAACAGAGACAAGAGUAGAAGCUAAGUACGAGAGUGCCCCCCUCCUCGUUCUUCUCUUGGGUACAAUGGAUAAUAUACAUCAUGUGACCCUUCUCCUGAUGUUCUCCUACACUGGUCUUGGUCUUGACUUGGUCUUGGUUCCUCAAAGUCUUGGUCUUGUUCGGUCUCGCUCAUAGACCACAGAUAAAAAAAAUUUUGUCUUCCAGGUUCUUCCUUAAGCGGUGGUGAUGGACAGACUGAUAGAUGAGGUUAGACAGGAAUCUCUAUGGACGAUGAUGUUUGCAGAUGACAUUGUGAUCUGUGGUGCGAGCAGAGACCAGGUGGAGGAAAAGCUCGAGAGGUGGAGAUAUGCUCUAGAAAGGAGAGGAAUGAAAGUUAGUCGCAGCAAGACAGAAUAUAUGUGUGUGAAUGAGAGGAACCCAAGUGGAACCGUGAGGCUACAGGGAGUGGAGAUACAGAAGGUGGAGGAUUUUAAGUAUUUAGGGUCAACAGUCCAGAGCAGUGGAGGUUGUGGAAAAGAGGUGAAGAAACGUGUUCAAGCUGGUUGGAAUGGGUGGAGAAAAGUGUCAGGGGUAAUGUGUGAUAAAAGAGUAUCAGCCAGAAAGGAAAGAUAUACAAGACAGUGGUGAGACCAGCGAUGCUGUAUGGUCUAGAGACAGUGGCACUGAGGAAAAGACAGGAAGCAGAGCUGGACGUAGCAGAGAUGAAGAUGUUGAGGUUCUCUUUGGGAGUGACGAAGAUGGAUAGGAUCAGGAAUGAGUCAAUCAGAGGAAUAGCACAUGUUAGAUGUUUUGGAGAUAAGGUCAGAGAGGCCAGAACAGAGGAGGGAUAGUGAGUAUAUUGGUAGAAGGAUGCUGGGGUUGGAACUGCCAGGCAGGAGGUCCAGAGGAAGACCAAAGAGAAGGUUUAUGGAUGUAGUGAAAGAGGACAUGAAGUUAGUUGGUGUGAGAGAGGGGGAUACAGAGAACAGGGGGAGAUGGAGGAGGUUGAUUCGCGUUGGUGACCCCUGAAGGGAGCAGCCGAAAGGAAAAGAAGAAGAAGAAGUCUUCCAGGUUCUUCCUCAAGCCAGAGAGGUAAUGACAAUGUAUUAAAUAGCCCCAAGGGGGCAACUCUGUUGUUUGGACGGAAGUGUAAGUGAAA